Aspergillus campestris IBT 28561 is the source of this 689-nucleotide messenger RNA. RefSeq names its product flavin reductase family protein. Gene Ontology annotation, molecular function: riboflavin reductase (NADPH) activity; FMN binding. The record is from RefSeq and is a predicted model, not a curated record. The transcript has a single exon. Lineage: Eukaryota; Fungi; Ascomycota; Eurotiomycetes; Eurotiales; Aspergillaceae. The annotation marks the transcript as partial.
AAUGACUGUCUCCUCCUUCAACACCGUGACCCUCAGUCCGGAGCCAGUCAUCUCAUUCAACGUCCGCCGCCCCUCAGAGACUCUCAGUGCUCUCCAGGCAUCCACCCGCUUCCUCGUCCACCUCCUCGCACCGGGCCCGGUCACCGCCGCCCUAGCUCGGGAUUUUUCCAAGGGAAACCAUAACCUCAAGAUCCUCAGCGGUGAGGGCGACUAUGAGUUCGCGGCCCAUGCAACCGACCCGGCGAGCAAGCCGCUUCCGUUGCUGCGCAGGAAGACCCCUCUCGCCGCGGAUGGAGAAGUGAACCAAACGGACGACUUCCCUUUCGUCUUUGAGUGCCAGCUUCAUCCCAAGAGCGUCGAUGUCUACGACCACACUAUUGUCGUUGGGACUGUCGUCCGUGCGCUAUCAUCACAUCUGGCGCACCCGGAUCCGCACGCGGGGACUACCUCCGCGGAAGAGCUAUGUCUGACAUAUGCCAAUACGCGGUUUUGGGAGAUGGGACAUGAAAUCUAAUCUCCAAUGCCUCACUCCUCUUUGGAUUACGGAGCAAUCCGAGCCAACUACUACCCCACUUCAUACGGCCUACCCACCCGACACGGCCAAUCUUACCCACCUCCAUCCUACCGGGUUUGUUCCUCGUUCAUACGGAGACAAACAAGUCUAUGACCCUCGAUGGACGGAUGUCCAU